This is a messenger RNA of Eublepharis macularius, 7051 nucleotides long. It is a transcript of the gene PAPLN, whose product is annotated as papilin, proteoglycan like sulfated glycoprotein. The transcript is spliced from 28 exons. Gene Ontology annotation, cellular component: extracellular matrix. The record is from RefSeq and is a predicted model, not a curated record. Gene Ontology annotation, biological process: extracellular matrix organization. Lineage: Eukaryota; Metazoa; Chordata; Lepidosauria; Squamata; Eublepharidae. Bases 104 to 4222 code for a protein of 1372 amino acids. Gene Ontology annotation, molecular function: metalloendopeptidase activity; serine-type endopeptidase inhibitor activity.
GGUGUUAGAACCACUGAUUCAACUGGAAGGCUGGAUAUUUGAGUGGUGCUCUAGGGUGGCUUUGCUGCUUCUUGCUGUCAUCCUCAGAUACAAGGGUCAGGGCAUGAUGGCAUUUCUGUUCCUAUUGCUUACACUAAUAGUGAUCCCCUCCAGCACAUUAGCAGCUCCCAAAGUGAAAAGGCAAAAUGACUUUUGGGGAAGCUGGGGAGAGUGGAGGGAGUGCAGCCGGAGCUGUGGUGGAGGAGUCAGUAUUCGGCAGCGGCGUUGCUACUCACAAAGGACAGAUGGUGGGUCGAGUUGUAUAGGACCAUCCCGAAGCUAUCGAUCAUGCAAUGUUCAGAACUGUCCUGAAGGCUCGAGAGAUUUUCGAGGAGAGCAAUGUGCAGAGUUUGAUGGCACAGAAUUUCAAGGAAAGAGAUACAAAUGGCUCCCUUACUAUGGAGCUCCUAAUAAGUGUGAACUAAACUGUAUCCCAAAGGGAGAGAACUUCUACUAUAGGCAUAAGGAAUUUGUGACAGAUGGAACAACCUGUGAGCCCGGAAAGCAUGACAUCUGUGUUGAGGGAAUCUGUCAAGCUGUUGGCUGUGAUAACAUGCUGGAUUCUUUCAAGAAAGAAGACAAAUGCCUGCAAUGUGGAGGAGAUGGCAGAGCAUGUUUUGAAGUGAAGGGCCUCUUUGAUGUGCCCAGCCUCCCUAAAGGUUACAAUCAAAUCUUCAUCAUUCCUAUGGGAGCCAUGAGUAUCCACAUUAAGGAAGCAACGCCUACCAGGAACUUUUUGGCCAUCAAGAAUGUGCAAGGAACAUACUAUCUGAAUGGGCAUUGGACAAUCAACUUCAGCCAGGCUUUACAUAUUGCUAGCACAGUGGUGCAUUAUGACCGGGGCUCUGAGGGUGAUCUGGCCCCUGAGCUGCUUCAUGCCAGGGGUCCCACCACUGAGCCCUUGGUCAUUGAACUUAUCAGCCAGGAGCCAAACCAAGGCGUGCAUUAUGAAUACUACCUGCCAUUCCAAAGGCAGAACUCAGGCUACAGCUGGGGGUAUGGCUCCUGGAGUGAAUGCAGUGUGGAGUGUGGUGGAGGUUAUCAGUCACGUCUCGUUUUUUGCACCUUUGACAACGAAGCAUACCCUGACUACAUGUGUAGAGAGAAACCACAGCCGGAAAAUAAUCGGACCUGUGGCCUUCAGUCAUGCCCCCAGACAAAACGGAUAUCUUAUCAGUAUCUGCCGGGAGCAUGGAGCCGCAGCACAGUACGAAGCUUGCAAGUGAAGAGAUGGAAGACUGGGGAUUGGGGAAUUUGCUCCGCAACCUGUGGAGGAGGCACACAAAUCCGUUCUGUUUACUGUGUUUCCUAUGAUGGACAUGGUUCUCAGGAUGUAGUGGAUGAUGCUGAGUGUGCAUCCUUAACAGAGAGCCCACGCAGUGCACAGCCUUGCAACAUGAGACAGUGUGCGACAUGGACCACAGGGCCUUGGUCUGAGUGCUCAGUUAGCUGUGGGGAAGGUAUUCAGACCCGGACUGUAGCUUGUAGAACAGGGUUGGGCUCCCAGACUCAAGAUGUUGCCUGCCUAACGCAGCCAAAACCUCCUCAGACCCAAAACUGCAUUGAGGAUAAUUGCAUCCAUGAAGUUGGUUGGCAUAUUGGCAACUGGGGACUGUGUUCGAAGAGCUGUGACUCUGGCAUCCGAACCCGCCAAGUCACUUGUGCCGAUAGAGAUUUCAAAUCCUACAACCAAGAGAUAUGCAAAGCCAUCCAGCCACAGAUACCGGAAACAUUUGGAAGCUGCAACCCCCAGCCUUGCCACCAACCACAACAGGUUCCCAGCAUGCAGGACACCACAGGCUAUGAUAUCAACCGCCUGACCUUAAUGACUCGCUACAAUCCUGACCAUGAUGCCACAGUUUCUAGAAAUGAAAGAGUAAUCCAAGAUAGCUCUACUCACCACCACUUCCAGCCCAGUGAAGGUCAUCAUGGCUCCAACUUCUUGCCUCUUCGAUGGGAGUCUUAUUCUUCAGUGUCCCGUCACUUCAACUCCCAUUCAGAUGUUGCGCCCUUGGCUGAGGUUCAUGACUGCAGCCAGAGUCCUCAUGGAUGCUGCUCAGAUGGCCACACUCCAGCAGCUGGCCCCCUUAGGCAAGGCUGCCCGCCUGACAUUUGCCAUCAUAGCAGGUACGGGUGCUGCCCUGAUGGAGUAUCACCUGCUCUAGGGCCAAAUAAAGAAGGGUGUCCACGGUAUUACAGUGAUGUUUAUAUGAACAGAAAUGAACCUCCUGCUCCCUCACCAAGUGCAAGCCGAGUUCUGUCCCAGCAGAGUCUGACCAUGGAGUGCCGAAAUUCUAUGUAUGGUUGUUGCUAUGACAACAUUGCUUCUGCUUCAGGGCCUCUGGGGGAAGGAUGCCUCAACAGACCCAGUCAACCUUAUCCUAUCAACUGUCUGCUGCCCAAUACCCAUGGCCCCUGCACAGAUUGGACAACUCGCUGGUACUUUGUAUAUGAUGUUGGGAAGUGCAACCGAUUCUGGUAUGGAGGUUGCCAUGGUAAUAAGAACAACUUUGCUUCUGAAGAGGAGUGCAUGGGAACUUGCCAUGUAUCUCUGGGAAGAAGUGAUGUAAGGCCCCACCACCAUAUUGCAAUUCCCAACAUCCAGCCUAGUUCACACCUGCAAGAAGGGAAUGCACAGGACUGGCAACAACACUCUGCAAGAGGAGUGAUCGCUCAGAGCCAUACAGAAGGAGCUUUCCACAUUGCAGGAGAUCGCUCAGAAGCAAAGUUAGCUCAGCACCAUACAGAAAGGGGCUGGGGAAGGACCAUGACUAUAGAUGCACCACCAGAGUCUCAGCAAGGAACUGCUGUGCUGGAAAGCCAGCAUCGAGAUUCUCAUCGCUCCGCAGGUUAUGGGGAAAGAGGGAUGGAUCCAGCAAAGCGCCUGCAUGGGUUGGGGGAAGGUAUGAUUUCUGAGAAGCAGUUGACUGUCAAUGGUCAGACAGUUUACCAUGAACGUGAAGAAUGGAGGAGGCCAUCUGGAGCAGAUGAAUCGACAGUGAAUGGAUUUGAACAUCAAACCCCACCAGGCCCUUCAUUACAACAGUCUCUGAACAGGAUCCUCUUGGAAGGAUCAGGACCUUCCACUGUGGAGGCAGGCCUGGGACAAAGCAUUCGCCUUCUCUGCAAGGCAGGCAAUUCCCCUUUCUCCAGAGUCGAGUGGCAGAAGGAUGGGCAGCCAGUGCCAUCAGACAGGCAUACUUACCAGUCUGACAGUUCUUUGGUGAUCAGCCAGCUCAGAGCUGAGGAUGCUGGGACUUACAUGUGUAUAAUUUCCAAUGGGAGGACAGAACGGAGACAGAUCCAGCUAAGCAUCAAAGGUAUCUAUGGACCUCCAGUUGCACAUGGAACAAGGCAUCAGCUUACUCAUGGACAAAAUCAUCAACAUGGAGCAUUAGGUUUAGAAGUUAGUACUGGACAUUCGCAUGUCUCCACUGAGCAUCCUCAUUCCAUGUACAGGCUAAAAAUGUACAAGAAUGAGCCCUCAGUAGUUGAUGCCAACAUUGGGGAACGCGUCAGAUUGCCUUGCCGAGCUGAAGCUACACCUUCUCUAACAAUUGAGUGGUGGAAGGAUGGACAGCCCAUCUCAUCAUCCAGGCACAGGCAGCAGGCUGACGGUGCCUUGGUGAUCAGUCGCCUGAGUGCUGAAGAUGCUGGCUUCUUUACCUGCAUUGCUUCCAAUGGCCGUAACCAGGAUCAGAGAAGAAUCCAGAUCAGACCUCAAGGAGAGCUGAGAAUAACUGGUGUGCUACCCAGUCUCUCUGUGUCCGAGGGAGAAAACACCCAGCUUCAAUGUGUGGUGACAGGCAACAAUGUCAACAUCAGAUGGUCAAGGAAUGGGGUUCCAGUAAGCACUGAUGGCCAUCAUGUCCGUAUGUCCCACGAUGGAAGUCUGCAUAUAAACAGUGUGCAGAUAAGUGACGAAGGGUCCUACACCUGCAAUGCCUACAGUGGUAGUAAUUCUGUUAGUGCCAGCACAGAAGUGAGAGUGAUCAGGAAGCGGCCAGAAGAACCUGCACCCCUCCCUGUGGACCCAAACAGGGAAUGUGUUGACCAACCCCAUCUUGCCAACUGUGAGCUGAUAUUACAGGCACAGCUCUGCAAUAAUGAGUAUUACUCCAGCUUCUGCUGUGCUAGCUGUUCUCGUUAUCAACCCAGGUAUCCACCUCGCCAAAGUCGCUGACCCCUCCCGUCCCAAAGAGAGACAACACCUGCAGCAGUGACUUAAAGAGGUGAUCUCAAAUAUGUUUUCUCAAACACACAAUAGGAAGCCAGCAUGAGCUGCUAUAGCAGAACAGUUGGCAAUAACUGAAUUUUCACCUCUCCAAGCUUUUUGCAUCUAGUACAUCCAGUUCUUUCUGACUGCUGGCUGAUCUGCUCAUCAGUUGAGACGAACAGCCUGGGAUUGUUUCCCCAAAGAUGAUGAACAAGCAACAUGGACAAGAGUCAAGAGCAAGCAAGAAAGAUGCUUUUAAGACCAAAGCUAUGAAAGCAUUUGAACAAACAUCAGCCACUACUCAACUUUAAUGAAAACUACUGAGCCAAAUCCUUUACGGAAGGAGAAACAAGUGACCACAUUUCUGAGGAAACUUGGCAGCUGAUCUAGACUUUCUAUGUUCAUUUCAAUUAUUCUACAUUUCCUAUUCCAUGCUUUUCAGCUUUCAAAAGAUACAAGCAGAUAAAGUGGAUUUGCUUCAUAGCAGCUACCCAGAACUAUGGAUGAAAGGAUUUUGGCACCAUGCAAACAUCACUGAACUCACUGGAGCUUCAGGAGAUUUGGAUGCUGGUGAAAAGAAACAAACUCCAUGAAAGGUGCUCUGGGUACUAAACCAGAUUUCUUUAAAGCAAGCACAUCACCAAAAGAAAAUAGGGCUUGUUUUGCAUAUUCUAGGAUUCUUCUUGUGUGGAAGUAGCUUCAUGUGGGGCUUUUAGAAUGCUGACUUUUGAAAAUCUUGACUGAUCAAAGUUUGCCUCUGCAUAUUUAUCCUCAGGUUCUUCAGAGUCAGCACUGAGCUUCUAAAGUUAAUAUGUAGCAACUAAAGAAAGUACAGGCUGGUUUUAAGCAGGGUCAAGAUGCAUGCACUCUAUUCUCAAAGGCCCCUCUCCUUUGAUUUACUAUACAUUGAAACAGCUGAGAAUGGUUCAAACUCCAGAAGAGCUGAAGAAAACUUACAGUCCCUCUAACAUUAGGCAACUAAUUUUGUUGCUGAGUCAAACAUUUCAGUGUGAACCAGAAAAUAAAUCUGUUUUCUGAGUGAAAAUAAGGCGAAAGCAGCAGCUCAUUUUACCCAUUAAAUAUAGUGCCUUAUAAACCUUGUGCUUUGUAAGUAAUUUUCCUUUCCUCAGCAAAGCCCCAUGUGUGUGUGUGUAUAAUUUUUCUGCCUAGGAUUGCUGCCACAGGUUCUAUUAAUCAGGUCCUAGUUAACCACUGGGGAAUCUUUCUCUACUCCAGAGCCCCUUAAACUUUAGUAUGGUCUUUAAACCCAGGCAGUGGUCUAUAACACAACAUUCUAAUAGGUGUGUCAGGUUACAAGGCAAUUCUGUAUUCCAAUGCCAUGGGGAGAAGGGGAAAAGGAGGUCUUACUAGGUUUUUGCAUGCUUCAAACCACUCAAUGGCUUCUGAAAAAGACCUUUUAAGCUGGAAACAUGCAAGAGCCAUCAGAUGAGAGAGGAUAUUUAAUGCUCCAGCUCCUAACCCAAGAGGCAGUCAUCAUAAGUAGCACGCAAAUGAAUCAUUUUCUUUUUCUUUGCAAGACAACUGAUUUUUAAAAGCAUGGGAUAAACAAAGUAUUUUCCAGUUCACUUUGUCAGGAAAAUGCCACCACUUUCCUGUUUUCAUCCCUGCUCCCUGUAUCUCACAUUCCUAGAGUAAUUAAGAGAUGGCAUAGCACAAAGGCAAAAGGAUCAAGCUAUGAAUCAGAAAGUCCCAGGUCAGAAUCUUGUGCCUGCCCUGAUGAAACUUACUAGGUGAUCUUAGACAAGCUAUUCUCUCUCAGGCACACACACCCAUUGGAAACAUAGGGAUAUACUCAUCUACUUACGAAGUUGUUGUGUGCACAGGAAUGCCUGUGAAUCACUUUGAACACUUAAAUGCUGUACAAAUCAUAUUAAUCAUUCACCAACUGCAAUAAUAAACAUGUAGUAAGUUGCUUAAUAUCACCGUCAAAAGUUCAAUUACCGCAUUAGUUUGUAGUGGCAUUCUCUUUUCAGACAUUCAUGUAUCUAAAAUUUUUGGUGUGGAAAAUAUUUAUAUACAGCUACUUACAAAACUGAAGUGUAAUGUAACCCUUCCCAGAUUCUAAGUAUACCAAGGACUAGCUUGUAUUUGACACCCUCCCUCCAUCUAUACUAUCUUCUUACUCAAGGGAGCAGUUUGAAGGAGCAUGCAUGUAAAUAAAGAGAUUUCAGGUAUGUUGGAAAGAGAAAUGGCUUCCAUAGUUGAUCUGUCUGCCAUACUAUACAAAAAAUGCUUCAGGGAGAUGUGGCCUUGUAUUAAAAAUAAGUAUUUGGGGUUGCUACAUUAGAUGUCAAAAAGACUGCAGUUAGCCAUACUUGAAGUUACACACCAAGAAGUCAUUGCAGCUAAGCUAUGCUACACUUGGAUUUUUAAGCACUGCUUAAGGCAAGAAUGAUUAAGAUUUUUCUAGUAUAAGUAUCAAGAUUAUGAAUAGUUAUCUACUGGCCAAAAAACCCAACUGAAAUAAUUUGUAUCCAACAGUUGCUCAUUGCAUCUUCUGGUUAUUCAAAUGCAUUUAUGUCACAUUAAGAGGAACAUUUUGUCAAUAUCUCCCAUGAAAAGGAAAACCAUACCUAGAAUACACAACAUUCACCUCAGCAAUAAUGUUUCUGACAAUAGGAGAUCUCUGUGUGUUCACUGUUGGUAGUAAGCAUGCAAACCUGUGUACAGACACAUAUUGCACUUGACACUCACAGUUCUUGCUAUAGUAAUCAAUUUUAAAAAAGCAACCACAUAUUCAGCAUUGCCUUUUCUAGGUCAAACAUAUUCCAGAUA